This is a messenger RNA of Olea europaea var. sylvestris, 744 nucleotides long. Its product is annotated as transcription factor bHLH123-like. The transcript has 4 exons. The coding region runs from base 51 to 377 and encodes 108 amino acids. Gene Ontology annotation, molecular function: DNA-binding transcription factor activity, RNA polymerase II-specific; protein dimerization activity; RNA polymerase II cis-regulatory region sequence-specific DNA binding. The record is from RefSeq and is a predicted model, not a curated record. Gene Ontology annotation, cellular component: nucleus. Lineage: Eukaryota; Viridiplantae; Streptophyta; Magnoliopsida; Lamiales; Oleaceae. Gene Ontology annotation, biological process: regulation of transcription by RNA polymerase II.
AUAACAACUUGUAGCCUUGUUUUGCUCUUGAUUAGGUAAGGAAAGAGAAGAUGGGGGACAGGGUCACUGCACUUCAACAAUUAGUUUCACCUUUCGGAAAGACGGAUACAGCAUCCGUGCUUUCUGAAGCUAUCGAAUAUAUAAAGUUUCUCCAUGAUCAAGUCAAUAUGUUAAGUACGCCAUAUUUGAAAAGUGAAGCUUCCAUACAGCACCAGCUGAACUCGGAUGGAUCCAAUGAUCCAGAUCAAGGGCGAGCGCAAGAUCUUAAAAGUCGAGGGCUAUGUUUAGUACCAGUUUCUAGCACUUUCCCCGUCACACUCACACAUGGAACAACAGUCGAUUUUUGGAAUCCUACAUUUGGAGGGACUUACAGAUGAAGAAGCACAAGAUGAUCAAACAAACAUCAAGAUAAUAUCAAACCCUAUAAAAGAUUAGGAAAUGACCUUUGGGCAAAUUAAAUUAAUAGUGCUGUAAUAAUUGAAGAAUUAUUAUUAAAGCUUGGUUAGAAUAAUGAGUAGAGGUACUAAAACUAGAGAAAGUGUUGGCGUUAGUUUAGAAGGAAUUUGUUGUCUGUAGCUGAAUUUAGUUGAUAAAGGAGCUUUAGUUUCUGAAUCUGUUUCGUGCAUAGAGCUGGCAUUUACUUUAGUUGUAAAGGAAUGAAGGAAUAAUUGAAUUCCAGAACAGGAGUGAGUGAGUGUGUUGUGUGAUCAUUUGAUUAGAAAUAUCACUUUUCAAUUGUUUAUA